AGUAGCGGAGCUGGCCGCCUUCAGUUGCUUGGGUGAGACUCUCAGCUCCCCCAGGCUGCUGACUGAAGACUGCUCCUUCGGCGAUGCUGUCACAAUGACCAUUUGUCAGUUCUUCCUUCAAGGCCGGUGCCGCUUUGGAGACCGGUGCUGGAAUGAACAUCCCAGCGCUGGGGGUGCGGGCGGGGGACGGCAACAACCACAGCAACAGUCUUCAGGUAGUAACAGACGUGCAUGGAAUACCAGCCAGAGAUAUUCCAGUAUAAUCCAGCCAUCCAGUUUCUCCAAAUCCACACCAUGGGGGGGCAGCAGAGAUCAAGGAAAGCCAUCUUUUGGGUCUUUCUAUUCUGGAGCUUCAACUAACAGAAAUAGGGGGUUUGGAUUGUCUCAGAACUCAUUUGUUUCAGUUAGUCCUGAUGAGCAGAAAGAUGAAAAGAAACUCCUGGAAGGAAUUGUAAAAGAUAUGGAGGUUUGGGAAUCAUCAGGGCAGUGGAUGUUUUCCGUUUAUUCACCAAUGAAGAAGAAACCUAAUAUUUCAGGUUUUACAGACAUUUCACCGGAGGAGUUGAGGCUUGAAUACCAUAACUUCUUAACCAACAAUAACUUACAGAGUUAUCUAAAUUCCAUCCAACAGUUAAUAAAUCAAUGGAGGAACAGGGUAAACGAAUUAAAAAAUCCAAAUACAUCAACUAAAGUAGCCUUGCUCUCUGAUGUAAAUGAUGGAGUAAAUCAAGCAUUACCUAUAUUUGGAUUUGGCAGUGGACAAGCACCAACAUUUGGAUCACCAAGUUUUCCAGUGAAUAAUAGCAGGAGUGAUAAUGCUCAGAAUUUUAGUUUCAAACCAAGCUCUGGAUUUGUCACCACCCCUUCUGGAGGCCCUUCUGUGUUUGGGAAUCCUCCAGCAUUUGGAGCUGCAGCCUCUGCCAGUUCUGUCAUCACUACAUCUAGUCCAACUUUUGGAUUUGGGAAGCCUGAAAUCACAUCUGCUUCUUCAUUUUCGUUUAAAAGCCCUGCAGCUUCUGGUUUGGGAUCACCCAGAUUUUCAGGAUUUCCAACUUCCUCGGCAGCCAGCCCUGUAGGAGUUACAGCAGCCCCAGGCUUUGGAAGCUGCAGUUCUGUGGCUGCUUUUGGCACUCCAGGCUCACAUUCUAACACGGUUUUUUCUAAGCCAUCUAAUAAUGUCUUUGGAAAUAUCAGCAUAUCCACUUCUCUCCCAGUCUCAAAUGACAACAUCACAACAGAUAAUGUAUUGUUCACACCCAGGGAUCAACUAACAGCAGAAGAACUGGAACAAUUUCAAUCCAAGAAAUUUUCUCUAGGAAAAAUUCCAUUAAAGCCGCCACCUGUGGAGCUUAUAAAUAUUUAGAAGAGCAAUACUUAAAUACAGAAAAGAACAACUUUUAAAACUAAUUUUUAAGUGGUUCAUAGAAAAAAAGCUGAUAUUUAUCAUACAUAUACAUGUACAUGCACAUAUAUAUAUUCAUGAAGAAAUAAGCUUUCAAAAAGAACUUUAGGGGUUUUAAACUUUAACAUUUUUCUUAUGACAAAUUAAGUAAAACUGACAAGAAAUAUCCAGCAAGCAGUUUCUUUUACUGUAAUUAUGAAUGGACCUGAAAAAACUGUCAGUGUGCACUAAAUAAAAUACUUUUCUCAUUCCGCAGUGGUUUACUAUCACUCUUUAAAGUUUUACCUUUAAAUUUUUUUUUAAGGAAGGAGAUAAUUUCUGGAACCAUUAGGGGAAAAAUCAAAUAUUUAGCCCAUUUACAAAAUAAAGAUAAGUAGCUUUGCCUCAUGUUAAACAGGUUUUAUUUUCAGGAGAUAUGAGGCAUUUUUCUCUCAAUUUUGGCAGUCUCAGGGACCACCCUUUGAAUUUUCCUCCACAAUUUUAGUCUAAUUUUUAUCUU
Messenger RNA from Choloepus didactylus (southern two-toed sloth), 1901 nucleotides. It is a transcript of the gene NUP42, whose product is annotated as nucleoporin 42. Gene Ontology annotation, cellular component: nuclear envelope. Gene Ontology annotation, molecular function: nuclear export signal receptor activity; metal ion binding. The transcript is spliced from 7 exons. The record is from RefSeq and is a predicted model, not a curated record. Lineage: Eukaryota; Metazoa; Chordata; Mammalia; Pilosa; Megalonychidae. The coding region runs from base 95 to 1363 and encodes 422 amino acids.